AACGAUGAAGCAGUAGCUUUGGAAAGUUAAGGAGAUCGAGACGUACGAGUUAACGUAUCAACAUGAAGAACAUCGCCUUGUUUACAUUUUGUAUUACAAUGUGCUUGUUACUUGAAGUGCAAGGGGAUUGCAAAGGUUAUCAAGGCAAGGAUCUCAGUGUGGGGACACAUUACAUAAAUUGCCUUCAGAUUACGUGCAACGCAGACGGAUCCAUAUCCGCACUCGGUUGCCCAGCAUACCAAUGCGCAGAAGGAUCGCAAAUUGGAUACCGUAAAACGGAUUUAAGCAAACCUUACCCGGAAUGUUGCGAGGGACCAAUUUGUGCGGAUUAAACUUGGAUGUAAACGACGAGUAAUAUGAGGGAGGAGGGGGAAGAGUACUUGGCCUAAUGAUGACAUUUUAGAUAAAACAAUACAAAGUUAAAUAAACCUGAACUAUGAACCAC
Messenger RNA from Hylaeus anthracinus, 445 nucleotides. RefSeq lists its product as uncharacterized. Lineage: Eukaryota; Metazoa; Arthropoda; Insecta; Hymenoptera; Colletidae. The transcript has 3 exons. Bases 63 to 332 code for a protein of 89 amino acids. The record is from RefSeq and is a predicted model, not a curated record.